AAGGUGCUGCUGUUCGUUCGAAUGGCGGUGAGAAGGCUGAGUCUCCCAAGGCCGAUCUCCCGCAGGCUAGACAGAUCUCUCCCAUAUAUCCAGUGUAGCUGGUUUAAAAACUUGUCUGAGAGGUACACCUUCCUCCAGACCAGCAUGGAAAAGAGCUUGAGAUCUACUACCCUUGUAACAGACACUUCAGGAAAAAAAGGUUUUACCGAAGAAACAUCUUACAGAUUUGUUGCAUUUCUGAGAUUAAUAUUUACAGUUUGGAGUUGUCAGCUUUCUCAUGAGAUAUAUUUUGGCAGUCCCAAUGGAAGCUUUCUUUGACGUUUUAGAACAAUUAUACAAGAAGGUACUUCUGGGAGCCACACUUGAAAAUGAGAACCAUGAUUACAUCUUUUAUCUCAACCCAGCAUCUUUGGAUCAAGAUUGCUCUACAGCCGCCUCUUCAGAAUGCCCAAACCCCCAUGGAGUCCAGGACAAGCAUCAGCCAUCCUCUGCCAAUUUGGCUACCAUUUCUGCAGUGCCUGUGUGUUUGAAGAAACACUCGCCGAUACGCAGCGCCCGGGAAGUAGUGCUCCUUCAGUUAACAGUAAUCAAAGUGAUGAUAACCAGAAUAUUGUCUGUUGAAACUGACUUCCGUGCGAAGGAGAAAUACAGAGAUACAAUUAAAGUUCUUUUAAAAUCAUCUGACAUCGAUUCUAAAUUAACCUGUAUGUUCCAAAACUCGGAUAAAUUGUUAUCUCACAUGGCUGCAAAGUGCCUUGCACUACUUCUGUAUUUCCAAUUGAGAGAAAAGAUAACAUUUAGUAAUUCCUGGAUUGCUUUUUGCCAAAAAAAUCUUUCUGAAUACCCUGAAAAUGAGAAAGCAGUAUACUGCCUCUGGACCCUUACUGUUAUAAUAAAAGAAAUCUUUAAAGAUACAUGUUCACAAAAAACAGAAAUUUUAAAGCAGUUCUUGACUCCUUUUGACACUAUUUUUGAAGUUUUUUACAAUUCGUUAUUUUCUCAGCAUUUUGAAAGCUGCCAAGAUACCUCUAAAAUAAUAAACAGCUUGAUAUGUUUCCUGGAAUUACUUGAACUUCUUAUAGCUUCCAGAAUCCAUCUGAAGCUACAUUUCACUUGCCAGAGGAUUUUAUUUUUGAAACCUUCUUGUGUGCUAGAUGUUAUUACCUGGCCUGUUCAGGCUUUUGUCAAAAGGAAGUUUAUCAUAUUCAUCAAAAAGUGCCUUCUCUGGAAAGUGGGCGAAGACCUUUGUCGGGCAUCCAGCCCUGUCCUAAUGCCACCAGAUCGGCAUUUAGAUGUAGAUAUGUUGGCUUUAGCUGAUGCUGUUUUGCGAGCUGUGGAUUUGGGCUUAUUGAGGACGUUGUCUGUCCAUGGAAAACCUCCCUGCUUUGGUGGAGAUGAAAUUCAACCUACAUGUGAGCAUGUCCCUGGUCCAGAUCAUGUUAUUCUCAGAGCAGCAAGCCUACUUAUCAUUAAAUCCGUAGAAAUCAAGUUUCAAAGUUGUGCUUCAGCAGAUGAAAUGAAAGUUGAUUUACAGAGUUUCAUGUGUGAGUUACUGACCUUCUUAAAGCCUCACCUUCAGCCCUCCCUUCAGUCACACAAUCUAUGUGAGUGGAUCUCCAAGGUCUUCAUAGAACAAGACGAUGACAUGCUGGAGGCUGCCAAAGCAUCACUGGGCAUCUACCUAAAGUUGACCAGACAAUGUAAAGCUACUGAAAGCUCGACCCAAGAAAAAGAAAUGUGGAACCAUCACACACAUGAGUAUGGCUAUAAUCCACACUGUAUUUUCUUAUUCUUAUUGAAAAACAUAGGAUUUGAUUCUUCAGUUCUUCUUGACUUUUUGAUUUCAUCGGAAACCUGUUUCCUUGAAUAUUUUGUUAGAUAUUUAAAAUUACUGCAAAAAGACUGGGCUCAUUUUUUCACGAUUUGCAAGUAUUUUGACGUAACCGAAUCUAAAGAUAGCAUAAAUAUUUGUGGUUGUAGCUCCUCAUUUGUCCAAGAUGGAAGUAGCAACCAAACAGAACUUAGCCCUUCGGCUGCUCCUGGUAGUCCCAGAAGUGCUCAUGCUUCGAUCUCCUGGGCUUCUAAUGUUUCUUCUGGAUCUCUGAGCCAUCUUGUGAUAUCCAAGGAGACCUAUGCCACGCUCCAGGCUGAUAGUCUGCCUCCCCUACGAGCUUCUCAAAGUCUGGUAGAUUAUGACAGCUCUGAUGAUUCUGAAGCAGAAGGCACAGACCAGCACUCAGCAAACAGUAAACAAACAUCUUUACACCAAGAAGCAAUGAAGAAAUCUCAGGACCCAGUUGGAACAGGUACGGAUAAAAAACAACUUCGCCUAGAGCCUCAAUCAAGGCCUCUGGUUCCAAAACAGUCUAAUAGUCCCUUCUCUGUUGAUUGUGAUAGAGUCCCAAAUAACGUCUCCGAAGUGGGAAUAUCUUACACAACACUGAAGUGCUUUGAAGAGCUACAAGGUGCCAUUUACCGUUUGCAGAAGAAAAAUCUUUUCCCGUAUAAUGCCACGGCACUUUUGAAGUUGUUAAAACAUAUUGAGGCAAUAUAUAACGAGCAUAUGAACGCUUUGUAAAACAGUAGCAUUUUAUUUCCAGGAACUGUUUUUCCCUGCUAUAAAUUGUGCCUUAAUGAGAUAAUCGUAAAAAUAAAUAAAUAAAUAAAUACCCUCAAAAGCAUUUUCUAAAUCAAGUCUGUCCUUUUGCCCUUUUCAGAGUAGCCUAGUGACUGACAGAGAUACCUCAAAUGACAAGUCACCUGAUAACGGUUUUAUGUCGCUUGAAAUUUACAGUGGUUCAGACCUAACACAAAUUUGAGAUGGAUAUUCUAUUAGUUUGCUAGGGCUGCUGUUAACAAAUUACCACAAACUCAGUGGCUUAAAACAAUGGAAAUAUAUUCUCUUGUAGUUCUGGAGACUAAAAGUCCAUAAUCAAAGUGUCAGCUGGGCCAUGCUUUCUCUCAAGGCGCUAGGGAAGAAUCCUUCCCCGCCUCUUCCUGUCUUGUGAUUGCUGGCACUCCUUGGUGUUCUAUAACUUGGAGCUGUGUCAGUCCAGUCUCUUCCUCUGUUGUCACGUGAGGUUUUCCCUGUGUGUCUGUAUCCAGUUUCCCUCCUGUAGAUACCAGCCCUGGAUUAGCAUCCACUCAUCCAGUGUGACCUCAUCCUAGCUUGAUUACAUCGGCAAAGACCCUACCUCCAAAUAAAGUCACAUUCACGGGUUCUGGGUAGAUGUGAAUUUUGGGAGGGACACUAUUUAACCCAGUAUACUUAUUAUUUCCCUCAGCUAUUUACUUGUAAUGGGAUGUGUAAAAAACUUAAAAUCUUAGCAGGUUUUUUUUAAGAGAGAAGAUGAGCUCUCUGUAUUUGUAGGUGUGUGGUCUGGUCUGUGAACAUGAGUCUAUUCUUUAAAGCAAAUUUUUAAUCAGUAGAUAGUUUUCCUAUUUAAAAUUGUU
Molecule: messenger RNA, 3453 nt
Organism: Leptonychotes weddellii (Weddell seal)
Lineage: Eukaryota; Metazoa; Chordata; Mammalia; Carnivora; Phocidae
Gene: LINS1
Product: lines homolog 1
Source: RefSeq, a predicted model, not a curated record